AUGUCGUCUUCGUUUCAUGAAAGUACCAACAGGACAUCACAAGAGGGUCCACCAUUUGGCGACACACAUGUCAUUCACCCAGUGGUCAAUGCUCAUAAUCAACAUCUGAUGCCGGAGAUCUCAGCCAAUAUUCAGAAAGGCUUCUUCCUUGUAGAUUGCAAGUGGACGUGCUAUCGGCGAAACUAUUUUGCAGUCGCAUGCUCCUUCAGUUUCAAGAGUUCGAUGACAGAAACACCAUACUAUCUGAACAGGCAUGGGCAGCGCGAGAUGAUCCACCAAUUUGGGGUUUCAAUUACGGCGAAGACGGCAUCGGCGCCCAAUUGUGAGAGCGAGGUGCGUUCUCUGGUUCAGCAUACGCCCAAGCGUGACAAGGCUACGGAGUCUGUGCCUGGGAGACACCCAAUCGCUCCAACGCCCCACGCAAACAUUGGUGGCAAUGGCGUCUUCCAUGGAUCAAACUCUCUGUAUCAAGCGGGACAGCAUAUGCCAGGUACCAUGAUGAGUGCGUACAUUGGAUACGAGAAUGGGACAGCGAACACUGUUCCAACCAACCAUACUUUUGAGAGGAUCCAAUUCCAAAAAGCAACCGCUAACAAUGGCAAACGUCGCGCACAACAGCAAUACUUUCUGGUGGUCGUAGAGCUAUCCGCCAGCAUCGGAAGAGGUCACGAAAAUGAACAUUGGGUUGUGAUCGCAACGAAAGAGUCCGAGCCAAUGGUGGUAAGGGGUCGCUCUCCAGGCCACUACAAAGACAAUAACCGGAGGGACAGCGAGUCAAGUAUGGACCCUGGCCAUGGCAGUGGCCAUGGGGCUGACGGAGGGCAUGGGUCUUUGUCUCUACCUCCUUAUGGCGGUCCGUCGAGCAUGGACUGGCAGUCGACACGUCAAGGUGGCUCGUAUGGUGGUUCGACUUAUCGACAAGCCACCAAACCCGAAUUUUCACCUGCAAGCACACUGGCAAGAACGCCUACAGAAGCGGAACUCAGCCUCUCCGACUCGCAGGCGGCCAAGUCGUCUUGCACAUUUUCAACUGAACAGUCCGUUCUGACGCCACUUUCAGAAGCGAGUGACGAAGUGUUAUUCAGCCUUGAUCAUCACAUGGUGAGCCGUAAGCGACCAUAUGAGGAUGACGAAGGUGAGGAGCAAUUACGAUACCAUCACAGUGCUCCAUUCAGCGACAGUGGGUCUACACUUGCCGAACUAUCAACCACACCAUGGGCCAAGAUUCUUUGUGCAUGA
This is a messenger RNA of Exophiala bonariae, 1239 nucleotides long. RefSeq lists its product as uncharacterized. NCBI's taxonomy places the organism in Eukaryota, Fungi, Ascomycota, Eurotiomycetes, Chaetothyriales, Herpotrichiellaceae. The record is from RefSeq and is a predicted model, not a curated record. Bases 1 to 1239 code for a protein of 412 amino acids. Gene Ontology annotation, cellular component: nuclear chromosome. Gene Ontology annotation, molecular function: DNA-binding transcription factor activity; DNA binding. Gene Ontology annotation, biological process: positive regulation of transcription by RNA polymerase II; meiotic cell cycle. The transcript has a single exon.